Messenger RNA from Hydatigera taeniaeformis, 684 nucleotides. The record is from the annotation of a GenBank genome assembly. NCBI's taxonomy places the organism in Eukaryota, Metazoa, Platyhelminthes, Cestoda, Cyclophyllidea, Taeniidae.
AUGUCAUCGGCCGAAAGGCAUUUUGUUGGUGACCUUGAUACCAUGGAUGUGUGCAGAGGUAUUGGAAGUAGACAAGACAGUGGUUUCUCCGAUAUUAUUGCACGAAGCAGCACAAUAGGCGAGGUCAGCGAUACCAGUCUCCAGGACUCGCUAUUACAAUCCUCUCCAAUCGGAUUUCGAUCGCCAAUUCCCAGGUCACCUAAUCAGCAGGAAGUCUCAAGGCUGUGGCGACCACUUCAUCGUCUACCUGACCUCCAACAAUUUGCGUCUCGAGGCGCUAUGCCAAUCAACCCGAACCGUUCUUUUAGGCCAAGGUCAGCGCCUUUGGCAAUAGACAGGUUCUCGUUGCCAGAGGAGGAUGAAGAUCAGGAUAGGGAGCAGACGGAUGACGAAGCCACGGAUCAUGAACACCAUCACCACCAGCAGCACCACCAUCAUCACCACCACCAGCAACUGAUUAACCAUCGUGAUCACUCGCCUCCCCCGCCAGUCGUCUUUAUCCCUCGUGACAGGAGGAGAGCAGGAGGUACGCGGCUUCACAACACAUUAAUUGGUUUAAUCUUUUUCAUCACAAGGCAUGACCAUCUUCAAGGUUUUUGUCAUAAUCACAUUAUGUGUUGUGGUACUUUUUCAUCCAGUAAUAACGUAGUUGAUCAAAUUCACUCACCCUUUUUGACGUUAUAG